AUGAUUCCUCGUGCCUACUUCAGGCCUCAAUUAAUCACGACAGUCUUCAUUUCAAUCCUUUCGCUGGUCGUUACUCUACCUUUUGAUCAUUCGACAAAUAUUCGAGAAAGUCUGGAUGAAAAUGAAAUGACACGUCGAUUAAGUGGUGGUGGUGGUGGAGAUAUGAACAAAACGAUACCAUUCAAUUCAUUAAGCAAUUUGGUUGAUACUGUGCAAUAUGUUGCGGCAUUUAUUGUUGUACUUGUUGCCGCACAUCCACUUGCUCUAUUCUUUCCCAAGUUUUUCAAACUUCCACUCAUUACGGGAUAUCUUGUUAUUGGAAUCAUAUCUGGUCCCUUUGCUACGAAUCUCUUAAAUCGUGAUGUGGUUAAUAUGUUAGCACGAUACGUCAGUGCGCUUGCUUUAUCUUUCAUCUCGGCUCAAGCAGGACAAGAAAUUUAUCUUCCUGAACUUCGACCAAUUUUAUUUUCGAUUGCGAAACUUCUUGCUUGUAUGUAUGUAACAGCAAUGAUCAUUCAAACAAGUGGAAUCCUGUUAUUGGAAGAAACAUUUUUCUAUCGUGACAUGACUUUUAAUUGUCAAUUGGGUAUUGCGUUGAUGUUUGGAUCAAUCUCCGUCCUCGUGUCUCCAGGUACUGUCAUGGCGAUCAAGAUUGAACUUAAUAGUGUCGGUCCAUUUACAAGUCUAAUGCUUGGUGCCACAAUGACUGCUGAGUUUGUCGUCCUCAUCUCUUUCUCCGUUGCACGUAUUAUCACAUCCAUUUAUUGUGCUGAAUUGGAAGUUUCAAUGGUGAAUCUAAUUUUUACCAUGUCGAUUGUUGCAUCCAAUGUCUUGAUGGGUGCUAUUCUAGCUGGUGUCACUCUUAUGAUCUUUAAAAUUCCAGGUGGAGAACCUUAUCAUGAACAUGAUGAAGAACAUGGUGCUGAUGAAUAUUGUGAUCAAAAGACGACGGAAAAUGUUCCAAUUGCUCAUCCAAAUCUUGAACCGAUGAUCUCUGACAUUAAUCCAGUUGAUGAAGUUCAUUAUACUUCAGAAUCGUGUUGUCUUUCAUCGAAGAAUGUGUUGGCACUGAAAGGAUUUCUAUGGCUUUCUAUGGGUUAUAUGUUUUACAUCUUUAGCUCACUCUUUGCCGAAGUUACAGCAGCAAUGUUUGGGUUAUCAUGGGAAAUCAAGUUUGAAGGAUUAUUGGUGCUUAUGGUUGCAUCGUGUAUUGCUGGUCAUCAUAAGCCUAUUCGUCAUGAUAUGCACAUGAUCCUUGAUACAGCAGCUCCAUACAUGUUUUUACCAUUCUUUGUAAUGACAGGAGCCUCAUUAAAACUUGAUCAAGUGGUUGCUGCUGUUCCACUCAUGAGUCUCUAUAUUGUAUUGCGCUAUCUCUCCGUCUUUAUUGCCUGUUAUUGUGGUGGUCGCUUUGUUCUGAAAUUGACACCUCAACAAUACAAUAAUUUAUGGCUCACAUUAGCACCUCAAGCUGGUGUAGCACUUGGUUUAGCUAGUGAAGUACAAGCAAUGAGUGAUGCAUCAUGGGCAUCUGAAAUUUCUGCAACUAUUGUUGCUGCUGUCGUCGUGAAUCAAAUUAUUGGUCCUGUUUUGUGUGGAAUUGGAUUAAGUCGAGCAGGUGAAACGUAUAAAGAUCGAAUGUUGGCAGCUGAAGCAUUAAAAGGUGAUAUGGACAAUCUCGACAAAGGAAAUUUAGGGGGUACACAAGUUCAAAACUUUCAAGGAGGAGCUUUAAGUCAUAGCAUGUUGGGACCUCGAUUUAGUACUGUUCAUGGUACCCGUGCAUCAAACUUUGAUGCUCGUCGUACAGUCACAAGUGGUGAUUUAUCGUCGUUUAAUAAGAUUCAAAAUGCUGUGGUGAUUGGUGAUGAUGAAGUUGCAUUUGAAGCAGCUUUAGGCUUAUCAUUGUAUGGUGCACAUGUCACGGUGCCUCUAUUAGAUGAAAAACGAACGGAACAAUGGCGAAAAAUGAAUGAUACGAUUCUUCAACAUACUGAUUUGAUUUCGUAUCGCAAUACAUUAAAAGAUCGUGAUGGAACUCAAGCAAUGUCAACAGCUGAUGUGAUUAUCUUUACGGGUGAUGCUAAUCGUACACGUGAAAAUGUACGAAUGUUGAAAACAUUAUUAGGACAUUCGCAUCCUCGUAUGAUUGCUUUCGUUCCAGAUAGCAAAUUUAGUAAAGAGAUGAAAACUCAAGGUGUCUUGGUAAUUCAACCAUCGAUUGCCAUGGCUAAUAUUGCUACACGAAUGGCUUUACUUGAUCAAAAAUUGGCCGAAUCGUUAUCGAAUGAAAUCAGUACAACAAGUGAAUUUAGUACAGCAGCUUACUUUAUGCAUGCCGACAAUCAUGAUUUCUCGGAAAUGCGAUUUGAAGGUCGUCGAUUGGCUUUGAAUCAUAAUGUUGUGAAUCAUCAUUCAGUUGAUUAUGAUCGUCUAGCUGAUGCACUUCGAUCUGAGCGAUUGCCAAUGCCUCCACCUCCACGACGUGUAGCAAUGUAUGGUACUUCAUCAGCGGAUGGAUAUGAUCCAUUUAAUCAAGAUAAGAAUCUUUCGGAAUUCUUUGUUGUACAUGAUGAACAUGAUGAACAUGAAGUAAUCAUGAAUGCACAUUAUUCAUCUCGUCGCAAUCCAAAUCUUUCACUUCAGCGAUCUUCGAUUAUGUUUGGAUCAAGUCAAUUACGUGGUGGACGACGUACACCUCGAGGGAAUAAAUCGAUUUACUAA
Messenger RNA from Plasmopara halstedii, 2724 nucleotides. RefSeq lists its product as hypothetical. The record is from RefSeq and is a predicted model, not a curated record. Lineage: Eukaryota; Oomycota; Peronosporomycetes; Peronosporales; Peronosporaceae. Bases 1 to 2724 code for a protein of 907 amino acids. The transcript has a single exon.